CCCAGAGGUCCUCGGGGACAGAGGACAAGGGAGUGGGCGGUCCCUCGACCCCGAAGACAUUAAACCAGGUCAGGGGUAGAUGACGCUCCGAGUGACAAGAAGUGGCCCUCAGCGACUGACAAUCUCCAGCCCGGGGAACUCGGAGAGGGUGGGGCAAUCGCCAGGAGCCCACCAGCCCUCGGGGAAGAUUCCAGUGGGCGCUCUCUCCCUCGGCCCACUUUAGUCACGGAAACGCUCGCGCAGAGCUGGAGAGGUGCGUGCGGACUGUGCGAUGCGGGGAAUAACCCCAUCCCUCCCCGCUGGCGGAACAGAAGCCUGCACAUAACUUCUGAACCAAAGCCAUGUAUUUGGGGAACCAAGCCUCUGCAGUCUGGGCCUGCAACCCUGAUGUCCGUGAACUUUACUGGACCAGGCAGACUUCCUCUUCUUCUACAAAGGUGACAGAAGACCCACAUCUCUCAAGAGACUUUCCUAAGCAUCCGGAGAAGAUCCUUGUUCUCCCACUCCCUACCCAGCCCAGCCCCCUGCAGUCCUGCCAUGUUCCAGGUCUUUCUGGGUGCUCCUCGGCGGUUGCUGAAGGAAGGGAGAGAGUCCCGGCAGCUGGUGCUGGUGGUAGUGUUUGUGGCUCUGCUCCUGGACAACAUGCUGCUCACUGUGGUGGUGCCCAUUGUGCCCACCUUCCUGUACGCGACAGAGUUCAGAGACGUCAACUCUUCUUUGCAUAGGGGUCCUUCUGUAAGCUCGCAGCAAGCUCUCAUCUCUCCUGCCGUCUCUACCAUAUUCUCCUUCUUUGACAACACCACCACGACUGUAGAAGAGCAUGUACCCUUCCAGGUAGCAUGGACAAAUGGCACCAUCCCUCCUCCAGUCACUGAAGCUGGCUCAGCACCCAAAAACAACUGCUUGCAAGGGAUAGAGUUCUUGGAAGAAGAAAACGUCCGGGUUGGGGUUCUAUUUGCUUCAAAGGCUUUGAUGCAACUUCUGGUCAACCCAUUUGUAGGACCUCUUACCAACAGGAUUGGCUAUCACAUCCCUAUGUUUGUUGGCUUUAUGAUCAUGUUUCUCUCCACGCUAAUGUUUGCUUUCUCCGGCACCUAUGCCCUGCUGUUUGUGGCCCGAACCCUUCAAGGCAUCGGAUCUUCAUUUUCAUCUGUUGCAGGACUUGGGAUGCUGGCCAGUGUCUACACUGACAACCACGAGAGGGGGAGAGCCAUGGGGAUUGCUUUGGGGGGCCUGGCCUUGGGGCUUCUGGUGGGAGCUCCUUUCGGGAGUGUGAUGUACGAAUUCGUGGGCAAGUCCUCGCCAUUCCUUGUCUUGGCCUUCCUGGCACUUCUGGAUGGAGCUCUCCAGCUUUGCAUCCUAUGGCCUUCCAAAGUGUCUUCUGAGAACACCAUGGGAACUCCACUUCUGACACUUCUCAAAGACCCUUACAUCCUGGUAGCAGCAGGUUCCAUUUGCCUGGCCAACAUGGGAGUCGCCAUACUAGAGCCCACACUGCCCAUCUGGAUGAUGCAGACCAUGUGCUCCCCUGAGUGGCAGCUAGGUCUGGCCUUCCUGCCUGCCAGUGUGGCCUACCUCAUUGGCACGAACCUUUUUGGUGUGUUGGCCAACAAGAUGGGUCGGUGGCUGUGCUCCCUUGUUGGAAUGGUGGCAGUAGGCAUCAGCUUGCUCUGUGUGCCUCUGGCUCACAACAUUUUUGGUCUCAUUGGUCCCAAUGCAGGCCUUGGCUUUGCCAUAGGCAUGGUGGAUUCCUCUUUGAUGCCCAUCAUGGGAUACCUGGUGGACUUGCGCCACACAUCUGUGUAUGGGAGUGUCUACGCCAUCGCUGAUGUGGCUUUUUGCAUGGGUUUUGCUGUUGGCCCGUCUACCGGGGGUGCUGUUGUACAAGUCAUUGGCUUCCCAUGGCUCAUGGUCAUCAUUGGUGUCAUCAAUAUCAUCUAUGCUCCUCUCUGCUGCUUCCUGCAGAACCCCCCAGCCAAGGAGGAGAAGCUUGCUAUUCUGGGCCAGGAAUGCCCCAUGGAGACUCAGAUAUAUGCCGCCCAGAAGCCCACAAGGGAGUUUCCCUUGGGGGACAACAGCGAUGAUCUUGGCAGUGAGGACUAACUGAAGAAGUCAUCCCAGGUGACCCCGUAAGACUUGGAUUUCAGUGACCACCUGCACCCCAGGGACAAGAUCACUAUGGACUAUUCGAUGGAUUUCAUUUUCCUUUCAUCUGGCUGUUUCCCUUCCUGUCUUCUCACUGAUGGCUUGCCCUUACUCACUUGUGCAAGCCACCACCCUCCCUCUGCUCUUUGAUGCCAUAGGUGGUCCACUUUUUGUGGAAGGACAGUGCUACUUCCUGCCAGACCAAAGUGAGGCUGGUUAAAGCUGAGUCGUGACAAGUUCUGCAAGGGAUGACUCACUUCCUGUAGGCGGUACUGAACAAUGUGUCUGUGAAACCAGAAGGACAAAUGGCAAACCUUGCUUUGUUCUCUGGUUUUCUUUAACAUAUGCCCAACAGGUCAUGAGAUUUGAUCUCUGUCCUGUGAUAUGUUUUCCCAGUUGAGCUUCAAUAUAUAGUGCUUAGCUUAUUUUAAAGUUUAUAUAUAUUUAUGUGUAGGUGUAUGUGCCAAAAUGACUUCACCCUCGUUAAAUGAGGCCUUCCUACUCUUUUCAUUACCCAAUCAAAAGAAAAUAAGCAGCUUUCUCAGGCUUGA
Molecule: messenger RNA, 2696 nt
Organism: Mesocricetus auratus (golden hamster)
Lineage: Eukaryota; Metazoa; Chordata; Mammalia; Rodentia; Cricetidae
Gene: Slc18a1
Product: solute carrier family 18 member A1
Exons: 17
Coding region: 538-2103 (521 amino acids)
Biological process (GO): xenobiotic transport; aminergic neurotransmitter loading into synaptic vesicle; transmembrane transport
Cellular component (GO): synaptic vesicle membrane; terminal bouton
Molecular function (GO): xenobiotic transmembrane transporter activity; serotonin:sodium:chloride symporter activity
Source: RefSeq, a predicted model, not a curated record